UCAGAACGUUCAGUAGAUACACGACCGUAGAACAUUGCAUAUUAAUUAGUUAGUGUUGAAAAACGAUUAAAUCAAAACCAAAAUGGUUCACAGUGUUGGUGAGCAAAAGUUGAGUGUGUUUAGUGCGCGCUAUCGCUGGCAGGUCAUAGCCACCAUGACAGUGCACAUCAUGACCUUGACCCACGGGAUUGGUGUGGGCUGGCUGGCGCCAUCGCUUCCACUGCUGGGCUCCGAGCUGUCGCCGCUCGACAGACCCAUCAGCAUCGAUGAGGCCUCCUGGGUGGGCUCCUUGAUCGGCCUGGGCGCGCUCAUGGGCAACAUAAUCUUUGGCCUGCUGCUGGAUCGUUUGGGUCGCAAAUUGAGCAUGUACUUUCUGGCCAUACCCAAUAUGACCUAUUGGAUUCUUAUCUAUACGGCACAAGAUGUGACGUAUCUAUAUGCGGGUCGUUUCCUAGCCGGCAUUUCGGGCGGCGGCUGUUAUGUGGUAUUACCUAUAUUCGUUGCUGAAAUCUCUGAUAACAACAUACGUGGCGCACUAUCUUCCAUGGCCAUGAUGUAUGUUAGCAUUGGCAUGAUUAUGGGAUAUAUACUCACCACCUAUCUCAGCUAUUAUCUGAUGCCGUGCAUAGCUAUAUUACUGCCAGUCGUUUAUCUGCUGGCCAUCUGGGGCUUAUCUGAGACGCCACAGCACUUGCUGCGCAAGGGACGCAAUGAGCAGGCCGAGAAAGCGUAUUACUUCUAUAAAAAUCUGCCAGCAGCUAAGCCAGAUAAUGAGUCAGCUCACAAUGAUGCGGCUAAAAAGGAGUUUGAGACAUUCAAGCAACAAGUGCUGAGCGGUGGUGUGCAGCAAGACGUCGGCUGGAAAGAUUUCUUUAAUCUGCCUACCAUGAAGAUCUUUGCUUUGAACUUUACGCUGCUCAUUUGCAAUCAGCUGUCGGGCAGCUUUGCGGUCUUCAACUAUACAUCGCACAUCUUCAACGAGCUGGAGACCCAAAUGGAAGCGAAUACCUGCACCAUUAUAGUUGGUGCUGUUCAGGUGUUUGGCAUAAUAUGUGCCGUUAUUUUGGUAGAUCGUGUGGGACGGCGAAAGCUGCUGCUUACAUCCAUGGCGGGCAUGGGUCUGGGUGAGCUAGGCAUUGGACUGCUCAAGGAAUUUGCCUCCAAGCAGUUUCUAGCCGGAGCCAAUUGGUUGUCCUUGCUGCUUAUGUGCUGGGUGGCCUAUAUUGCAUCCCUGGGCGUUAUACCGCUUAUAUUUGUUAUCAUUAUCGAACAACUGCCCGCCAAGAUACGCUCUCUGGGCACCUCCAUCUGCAUGGCCACGUUGAGCACCUUCAUCUUUGUCUCGCUCAAAAUCUAUCCGAUGAUGAUCUUUGGCCCCGGCCUGCCAGCCACCAUGUAUAUGUCAGCCGGCGUUUGCGCCAUCGGAUUUAUCAUAUUGGGUCUAUUUCUGCCGGAGACCAAAGGCAAACAGCUGACGCACUAAUUGUUGACGCGUGUGAAAUAUGUUGAUGAUGACUUCAGCGACGGCAUCAAUCCCAGCGACCACGCCAAAUUGUCGCUUUUGUAUGGGCGACUCAUUGCAUAAGUUGGGAUUACCAUUAUGACUGUAUGGGUGUGUGUGUGUGUGUGUGUGUGUGUGUGUGUGUGUACGGUUACGAGUACUUGCUUGUCAAGAUAUCGCCGCCAAAGCAGCUCACUCAACAGCUUGCCACAAAUAGCAUGGGGGCAUGGUUCAUCCUGAACUCUUGAACUUAAUUCAAUUUCAGUUUUUGCGGCUUUUCUGCUGUUGUUGUUGUUGCUGUUGCUUGGCUCAGUUUCGCGUCUAUUGUGUGUGUGUGUAUGUGUGUGUGUGUGUGUGUAUAGACAGACUGCAUGUACUUUUGUUAAAUAUUAUUUCAUUUUGUUUGGAGAAAGUCUGAGCGCUGUGAUACGAGUUCAAAUUUAGCAUAACCAAAUCAUUUAGCUAUAGUUAUAUAUAUUUCGCUAGCCCGUACGUAUUGCGACUAAAAUAACAAUUAGUUAAACAAGACUUAGGCAUAGCUAACGUACUUAAGACUACAAAUUAGACGCAAUAAAAAAAAUUACAGAAAACAAA
Messenger RNA from Drosophila montana, 2095 nucleotides. RefSeq names its product facilitated trehalose transporter Tret1-like. Bases 83 to 1483 code for a protein of 466 amino acids. NCBI's taxonomy places the organism in Eukaryota, Metazoa, Arthropoda, Insecta, Diptera, Drosophilidae. Gene Ontology annotation, molecular function: sugar transmembrane transporter activity. The record is from RefSeq and is a predicted model, not a curated record. Gene Ontology annotation, cellular component: membrane. The transcript has 6 exons. Gene Ontology annotation, biological process: transmembrane transport; carbohydrate transport.